AUGUCCAAAGCAAAGGCUGCACCCCCUCCUGGGUGCACUCUGAACAUCAACGAUCCUCAGGUCCAGGAGGCUGCCAUCCGAAUCCAAGCUUCAUAUCGUGGCCACAGGUCGCGUAAAGAGCUGCGAGAGAAAGGCCCUCCUAAGAUCCUGCAGGAGCUCAAAGAUGUGGUUCUUGUUGAGGGCAGUGCUGCAAAGCUGGAGUGCAGAGUUAGUGCUUUCCCUGAUCCUUUUAUCGUCUGGUGCAAGGAUGGCAAAGAGCUUAAGGAUGGCCCCAAGUACCGCUAUGUAUUUGAAGACCCGGAUUUUGUGGCGCUCGUGGUUCGAGAUGGGGUUCUGGCUGAUCUGGGAAAAUACACUGUUUCCAUUAAGAAUCCAUUUGGACAGACGUAUGGGUCUGCCUGUAUUCUAGUGGAAGUCCCUGCUAAGGUUUCUAAAGGUCCAGGCAACAUUAAGGCCAAGAGAGGGACAACAGUGGUGCUCAAGGCUGAAAUAAGUGGGGAGCCUCCUCCAGAUGUAGCCUGGCUCAAAGAUGGAGAUGACAUUGAAGAAGACGACAGGGUAUUCUUCGACAUUGGAGACACCAACACUAUCUUGACCAUCAAAAAUGCAAAAAUGUCUGAUGCUGGCAAGUAUGAGGUGUUUGUGGAGAACAGUCUGGGCACAGACCAGUCCUUCGCUCGUGUCGACAUCCUCUGAUGCAACCUCUCAACUAUGCCAAUACUAACGCGAUAAGCCUCUGUUCUCUUAUAGUGCAAUGCAAUGGACAAUAAACUGUAUCAAAAGACGU
Molecule: messenger RNA, 787 nt
Organism: Epinephelus moara (kelp grouper)
Lineage: Eukaryota; Metazoa; Chordata; Actinopteri; Perciformes; Serranidae
Product: SPEG neighbor protein-like
Exons: 4
Coding region: 1-696 (231 amino acids)
Biological process (GO): synapse organization; homophilic cell-cell adhesion
Cellular component (GO): neuronal cell body; axon; plasma membrane
Molecular function (GO): protein binding; axon guidance receptor activity
Source: RefSeq, a predicted model, not a curated record